This is a messenger RNA of Penicillium waksmanii, 1662 nucleotides long. Its product is annotated as sugar porter family MFS transporter. The transcript has a single exon. Gene Ontology annotation, biological process: transmembrane transport; carbohydrate transport. Lineage: Eukaryota; Fungi; Ascomycota; Eurotiomycetes; Eurotiales; Aspergillaceae. Gene Ontology annotation, cellular component: plasma membrane. Bases 1 to 1662 code for a protein of 553 amino acids. Gene Ontology annotation, molecular function: carbohydrate:proton symporter activity. The record is from RefSeq and is a predicted model, not a curated record.
AUGGGUAUUGAAUCAAGUUCCCACCAUGGGGAGUCUAUCACCCCGGCAGAGGGUGUUCUCCAGUCGAGUGCCGACACCUCCUACCAGAACAGCCCCGUUCAGAAGCCAAUGAAGCACGCCGGCGUCGAUACUCCAAUCCCGCGCAUCACCCUGCGCUCCCUCGUCAUGGCCCUUUUCGUCUCCAUGGGAGGUCUCCUUUUCGGUUACGAUACUGGUCAGAUUUCUGGUUUCCAGGAAAUGAGCAACUACUUGGAGCGUUACGGUGAACAGAACAGUUCAGGCGACUAUGCAUUCAGUACCGUUCGUUCGGGUCUCAUCGUCGGUCUGCUUUCUAUUGGUACCCUGAUUGGCGCCCUCGUUGGCGCUCCUCUCGCUGAUUAUCUCGGACGCAAGUGGUCUAUCACUGUCUGGUGUCUUAUCUUGAAUGUCGGUAUCAUCGUCCAGAUUUCUUCACCCGAUGGACACUGGUGGCAGAUGGUUAUUGGCCGUUGGGUCACCGGUCUUGGUGUUGGUGGCUGCUCUUUGCUCGUCCCUAUGUACCAGGGUGAAAGUGCCCCUCGUCAUAUCCGUGGUGCAAUGAUUAGUUGCUAUCAACUGUUUGUUACCCUUGGUAUCUUCCUUGCGUACUGCAUCAAUCUGGGAACCCACACCCUCGAUGGUACCGCCCAGUGGCGCAUCACCCUUGGCCUGACUUUCCUAUUUGCUCUCGUCCUUGGAGGUGGCAUGGCUUUCUUUCCCGAGAGCCCUCGUUUCGAAUUCCGUCACGGCAAGGCUGAGAGUGCCCAGCGUACCCUGGCCAAACUCUAUGGUAUCCCCGAGAACCACACCCGCAUUAUCGAGGAGAUGGAUGAGAUUCGCGAGCAGUUCGAAGCUGAGUCUGAAGGACAGAAGUGGAACGAGUUCCUGACUGCUCCUCGCAUGUUCUACCGUAUCGCCCUGGGUAUGGUCCUGCAGUCCUUGCAGCAGCUGACCGGUGCCAACUACUUCUUCUACUACGGAACCACCAUCUUCCAGGGUGCUGGUAUCUCUGACAGCUUCAUCACUCAAGUUAUUCUUGGUGCCGUCAACUUCGGAACUACCUUCGGUGGUUUGUACAUCGUUGAGAACUUCGGUCGACGCAAGUCUCUUAUCUUCGGUGCGUGCUGGAUGUUUGUUAUGUUCAUGAUCUUUUCCUCUCUUGGUCACUUCAUGCUGGACAUCGAAACCCCUGAGAACACCCCCAAUGUUGGCAAGGGCAUGAUCGUCGUUGCUUGUCUGUUUAUUGCUGCCUACGCCAUGACUUGGGGUCCUAUGAUUUGGGCCAUUGCCGCCGAGCUGUUCCCCUCCAAGUACCGUGCCAAGGGUAUGGCUCUGGCCACUGCCUCCAACUGGGCUUGGAAUUUCCUUAUCAGUUUCUUCACUACGUUCAUCACCGACUCGAUUGACUUUGCUUACGGCUAUGUCUUCGCUGGUUGCCUUUUCCUGGCUGUGCUGGUCGUUUACUUCUUCGUUAUCGAGGGUAAGGGCCGCACCCUGGAGGAACUUGACUGGAUGUACGUCAACAAGGUUACUCCCUGGAAGAGCAGCUCUUAUGAGCUUCCCCCUCGCCAGGAAUGGACCGGGGAUGAGACUCUCUAUAACCGCAAGGAGCAAGGAGGUCACCAGCACGCCGAGGUCGCAUAG